GCCCCGCCGCGCCGCGCCUGGCUGAGCCGAGCCGAGCCGAGCCGAGCCGAGCCGCGGCGGCCGCUGCUGCUGGGGCUGAGACAAGAUGGCGGCCCCGGGCGAGUACUUCAGUGUGGGCAGCCAGGUGUCGUGCCGCACCUGCCAGGAGCAGCGCCUCCAGGGCGAGGUCGUCGCCUUCGACUACCCCAGCAAGAUGCUGGCGCUCAAAUGCCCCUCUUCCAGUGGAAAGCCUAACCACGCAGAUAUCCUGCUUGUAAACUUACAGUAUGUUUCAGAAGUGGAAAUAAUUAAUGACCGCACGGAAACCCCUCCUCCUUUAGCUUCACUCAAUGUUAGCAAGCUUGCCAACAAAGCACGGACGGAGAAGGAAGAGAAGCUGAGCCAGGCAUAUGCAAUUAGUGCUGGUGUCUCUCUGGAAGGACAGCAGCUCUUCCAGACUAUACAUAAGACCAUUAAAGACUGUAAAUGGCAGGAGAAGAACAUAGUUGUGAUGGAAGAAGUUGUUAUUGCCCCUCCGUAUCAAGUGGAAAACUGUAAAGGCAAAGAGGGAAGUGCGCUGAGUCACGUACGCAAAAUAGUCGAGAAACAUUUUAGAGAUGUGGAAAGCCAAAAGGUAAUGCAACGUUCACAAGCACAGCAAACACAGAAGGAAACCUCCCUGUCGUCCUGAGUCCCACCCUCCGAGCGCCGGGGACUCUGCCACCACCCAGCAGGAGACGUCGACUUCUUCAGCGGAGGCCGGGGCGGGAGGGCGGGGGUUCAGUUUUAUUUCCUUUUGGGCUCGUUAAUGGGGAGCUCACCGAUUCCAAACCUUAGACUUUAAAACAAGCGAGAAAAGAGAAUAAUUUAAAAGCUCAUGCAUUACUUGACUAACAGACUUUCUUUUGUCCGCCAUGUUUUCUUUCCUAUGAGCCAGUCAGACUUUGUUAGUUUUAUUUUUUGACGUUUCUUUCCUUUCUUCUCCCCUUACCGAGAAACCCUCCCCCCCCUUUACUUUUCUAAAGGGGGGUUGUCACCCCGUCCCACCCUCUGUCCUCCCUCUUUGCCUGUCUGUAACAUAGGAGAAUCUCUCCCUUGCCCAUCCUAUCCCCAGAAAACCCCUCUUAAAAAAUAAAAGUAACAAGCUGACUGAGGUAACUGAAUCGGGACCUUUGUGACCAGCACGGUCUCGUUUUAAUUUUGUUUGCACAGGGCAAGGCUUGAAUUAGUCUUAUUUUUCUUAUCUUUAAAUAUAUAUAUGAAUAUAUAUUAAAAUGUUCUUUAAAUAUUUUCUGCUUCUAGCAGUUCUCUCGACCAGGAUCAUGGCAAAAAAACCCCACCCCGACCCAAAGAAACCCUCUGAUCCUACCAGCCCUCCAGUCCGAGGGGUUCCCCCCCCCCCCCCCCCCCGGUCCUUGGGACUCUGUGCAGAGCUGGAAGGGGUUUUUCAGUGUGGGAUUUUUGCAAGGGGGAGGCGGCCCGAGGCCACGGUGUCUUCCUGGGGGGGUCACUGUGCGCCCAGCGGUCUGGAGCUGCCCCCUUUCGUGGCAGCGCUGGUGGCACCGUGACCCCCCCCCCACCCCCGGGGCGGCCGGCGGGCCGGGCCGGGCCGCGGCUCGGGGGAGCCCCAAGUGCCUUUGCGGACGCCCCGCGGCGGGGGGCUCGGAGCCGCGGCGGGCGGCAGCACCCGCUGCCCCAGGGCUUCGCCGGCUGCGCAGGCCGGCGUGGGGCGGGAGCUGGGCGAGGGCCUGUUAUUUCCCCCUUCUUUUUGUUUUUUUUUUUGUUUUCUUGUUUUUUCUUUUUUUUGCCAUGAUCCUCCCUCCCCCUUUACCUUUUUUGUUUUGUUUUUUAAAAUAAAUGGAUCAAAAUCAAAUAAUUCAAGCCCUGCCUUUAGAAGAAGAAAAAAAAAAGGAAAAUUUUUUAGUAUUGUUUAGCAAAACAAUAAAACCCGAAAUUUUU
This is a messenger RNA of Rhea pennata, 1938 nucleotides long. RefSeq names its product LSM12 homolog (gene LSM12). The coding region runs from base 86 to 670 and encodes 194 amino acids. NCBI's taxonomy places the organism in Eukaryota, Metazoa, Chordata, Aves, Rheiformes, Rheidae. Gene Ontology annotation, molecular function: RNA binding. The transcript is spliced from 5 exons. The record is from RefSeq and is a predicted model, not a curated record.